Molecule: messenger RNA, 384 nt
Organism: Amorphotheca resinae ATCC 22711
Lineage: Eukaryota; Fungi; Ascomycota; Leotiomycetes; Helotiales; Amorphothecaceae
Exons: 1
Coding region: 1-384 (127 amino acids)
Biological process (GO): mitochondrial respiratory chain complex IV assembly
Cellular component (GO): mitochondrial matrix
Source: RefSeq, a predicted model, not a curated record
AUGCCACCACAUCUCCACCCCCGAAGCCGAUAUACAUCAUCAUUGUUCGCAACCACGCUCUUCGCCAGUUUCUUCGUUGUCGCUUUACCACAUAUCCUACCUUGCCCCGCGCCAAGAAUAGCCUAUGCAGAUGGGGAGAUGCCAGACGGAACACCAAGGAAGCGGAGACGGCGGAAGUGUGUGACAAACGAGGGGGAGCAGAUCGAGCCAUUGAAGGAGGCCUCUGUUGCGGAGGACAUUAGUGAUGAUGGUGCAGCAUCAUUGACUCGAAUGCCAAAACCGAAGAGGGAGUGUCCGGUUCCAAAACCCGGUGGAUUGGUUGGUGAGAUCCUGGGAUUCCAGCCUUCGAGUAGUGAUGGGGAUGGCAAGGGGAGACCUCCGUGA